This is a messenger RNA of Magallana angulata, 2349 nucleotides long. Its product is annotated as perilipin-2-like. Bases 161 to 1486 code for a protein of 441 amino acids. Lineage: Eukaryota; Metazoa; Mollusca; Bivalvia; Ostreida; Ostreidae. The record is from RefSeq and is a predicted model, not a curated record. The transcript is spliced from 10 exons. Gene Ontology annotation, cellular component: cytosol; lipid droplet. Gene Ontology annotation, molecular function: transcription corepressor activity. Gene Ontology annotation, biological process: positive regulation of triglyceride storage; lipid storage.
CGAGCAGCGUUUCAUGACUUCUACGUCACAUUGUAUCAGCUGGACUUUGGACCUUUUUGUCGUCAUCUUUUAUUUUGCAGAGCAUAUAAAAGGAGGUUUCUAGAAGUGAAGUUCAGAAUAAUUUCAAAUAUUUUACGAUUCUGUCGACAGCCAUAAGUGUAUGUACAGGAGAAGCAUAAUGGAAGAAGAACAGCAGCAACAACAGGAGCAGUUUGUCACCCGCUUGGCCAGUCUACCAGUGGUCAGCAGCGCGGUCACCCAGGCAUGCAAUAUGUAUCAGAAGACCAAGGAAAGCAACCAGGUGUUUCGCACUUCACUGAAUCUAGCCGAAUCCAGCAUCAAAAGCGUUGCAGAGACCUCCAAGCCUUAUCUGGAGAAAUACCAGCCUCAAUUGGAAACUAUGAACAAGAUAGCUUGCAGUCAGUUGGAGAAGCUAGAGGAGAAAUGCCCUGCAAUUACUAAGCCCACUGAUGAGCUGGUGAAUGAUGGGAAGGAGGCUUGUCAAGCGGUCCUAAAGCCGGCCGUGGACUGCGUGAAUGCAGUGAAGCAGUACGGUUCCGACAAGUACAACCAGGGAAAGGAACAGGUGGAAAAAGUUGUGCAGAUGGGAACAAACACUGUUAAAUCCGUGAAAGACAUGGGAAUGACUGUGGUCUCAAAGUCCAUGGAAACGACUUACGGACAGAUUGUGGCUGGCAAAAUGAACGACGCCCUGACCCUGUCUGAGGACUACAUCAACAAAUACUUGCCCGCAGAGGAAGAGGAGGAGAAAGAGAAUGAGGAUGAAAAAGAGGAGGUAGAAAUGGACGAGUUCCCCCAGGACCCAGUGACCAGAGCCCAGGCCCUCACCACCAAGGUCAGACGCAGGAUGUACAAGCGCGCCAUCAGGGAGUUCAAGGGGAUUCAGAUGCGCAGCCAGGAAAACCUACAGAAGCUCAACUUCACUGUUGAUUUGAUUCAGUAUGCCAAGACAAAUAUGGACUCAGCUAAAGAGAAAUUAGGAGAAACUGUGGAUGCUGCUCAGAACAAGAUCUCCAGUACUUGGAAAGAGAUCCAGGCGGAGAACCCCGACCUUCCCGAUACUGUAGAAGGCAGAACCAUCGCAGUGGCUCGACAUGUAAGCCAGCAGUUACAACAGAGUGUGGCAAGAGUAACCUCCAUUUUACCAGGAUCUCUUCAGCCUGCAGCUGUACAGGAAAGACUUCAGGAGGCCAAGAAUUUCACAGAGGACCUGUACAAAUCAUUUCAAAAAGUUGAAAGAUAUGAGGACGUCCCUGCCUGGAUUCUGACCCAGACCAAGGAGAGGCUGACCUACUUACAGGACACCCUCAGUUUCCUGACGGACAAGCUACUGACAGGACCCCUCAACUGGAUGUCUCCGGACCUGGAGGAGCUGAGCCUGGAAGAGCCAGAGUAUCAUCCCGAGUGUAACGGUCACGUGCCCAACCUGACGACGGACGAGGCCGGACGAUUCGUCAUGAACUGACGGCCAUUCUACUGAAAAUAUCUGUAGAAAUCCAAGAGACUCGCAUAGCUUUUAUUUAGUUCUGUCAGUGAUAUUUCCAAAGAGACACUUUUGUUUAUUUGCAUAAUUAUUCUAUUGUUUUAUCUUUUUGUUUGUCUUUCUCUUAAUGUUUGUGAUCGGUAGCUUUAUGGCUUUGACGAAGUCAUUUUAUCCAUACGCAAAAAAUCGUCGGUGCUUUUUAAAGACGCAAUGUAAUUCAUCUGAACAAGGCUUUGAGUUUAUAUGAUAAAAAUGAAAGUUGUUGUGUAGUACACGUAUUGUAGUUGUAAUGUGGUGUUAUAUUCGUUCAAUACCAGUACAUGUAUACUAGUAUACAUCUCCUUAUAUAGGUUAAUUUCGUCAUUUUCGAAAGCCAGUGGAUUUUAUAAUCAAGAGCAGAAAAUAUGUAUUUUUUCUGCUAUGGCUUGUAGAUGCAACUUAGUAUAUGUAAGAUAUGUUGAAUACCGGUAAACGUUGGAAUUCCAAGAAAAAUAGACAUUGUCCCAGUUUGAAGGUGCUUUACAGUGUAUUUAGCCAUAUUCUUUAUCAAACGAGAACCUAAUAAUUAUGCACGACAUGCAGUGUAUGUUGAACUGUUUUAAUCAUUUAUUUAUAUAUGCAAUAUACACGACUGUACAUUAGGAAAUGCACUACUAAACAUGCCUAUGCACACAGUUUUACGUUUUUACUAAAUAUUUUCGUAUUGUUACGUUUCCAGGUACAAAUCAUUAUGUAGGGAUUUCUGUUGUGUUCUUAAAAUUAUUGUCGAGUGCCUGUCGCCGUUUUAUGUGUGAUGUCUGUAAUUGUCAAACGCAUCAUUGUGCAAUAAACAUAUAUCAAACAAA